Messenger RNA from Meloidogyne enterolobii, 399 nucleotides. NCBI's taxonomy places the organism in Eukaryota, Metazoa, Nematoda, Chromadorea, Rhabditida, Meloidogynidae. The record is from the annotation of a GenBank genome assembly.
AUGACUCUUUCUUUUCUCCUAAUGGAAAAACUAAUGGAACCAACAUUGGGGCAAAUAUUGUCUGCUUCCGACCUUCAAAUUGUAAAAGAUGUACUGGUCGUGUUUAUGAAGCAGAAAAGGUUGUGGCCGCAAGUGAAGUUUGGCAUAAAUGUUGUUUCCGUUGUUUGCGUUGUGGGCGGUCUUUGGAGCCCGGAAAAUUUUCGGAUAGAGCUGGAGAGAUUUACUGCAAUAGUAUGGAAUUCAUGUUUUAUUAGAGUCAGGAGGCUGGUAUUCGCUAUUUUAGGAACAAUACAGUCAAGAAUUUUUUUAAAAUUCAAACAUAUUUCGAUACUAUACGGUUAUCUCCCAACAUUAUAUUUUUCUUCUUUAUUAGCUAUUCAAAGAUACAUAUUAAUUUGA